Paraglomus brasilianum is the source of this 360-nucleotide messenger RNA. The record is from the annotation of a GenBank genome assembly. Lineage: Eukaryota; Fungi; Glomeromycota; Glomeromycetes; Paraglomerales; Paraglomeraceae.
AUGAAAGCCAUUUUUAUGCCAAUGAAGGACAAAGAAAGUUAUGGAUACAAGAUAGAGAAAAUAUUCUACCAAGGUCUUUCUAUAAUGGUGUCUGGCUUUCUUUGUGCUUGUCAUGGUUCUUUGCAAUUGACUGAUGAACAAUUGAAAGCUAAUCCACAUGUUAAGUUCAAAGAAGUGCGUGUUUUACGAUCAAUUCAAGCAGAUGGUUAUUGGAAAUCAGAACACAUGAUUGAACAGUUAAUGAAUAGAGCAAUCCCUAUCUUUGAGAUACUUCGUCCUGGCUGUAUUGGAGUUUUUUGUUUUGAUCAGUCAACUAAUCACAAUGCAAUGGCAGAAGAUGCACUUGUAGCCAAUUCAUAG